CAGUUUGGAGCCUCGCCUACGGCCGUGAAACCGCCGGCACGGCCCCGGGCAGGCGACCCCCCCCCGGCUCCCGGCUCCCCCCUUUCCGAGCCGAGCCGCGGGGGCGGCGGUCAGGAUUAGGUUUCAGGCCGCCGGGGCGUGCCUCAGCGGCUGCCCCGCGGCGCAGCGCGGCCGGCGCCGUUACUCGGGGGCGGGCCGGGCGAAGGCGGAGAGCGGAGCCGGGCGGGAAAAUACUGUAUUUGCUACCACUUACCAUAUUGGAGUAGAAGCCGAGAAGCUGAAAAAAUGUUGGAAACAAUUGAUACACAUCGGGCUCUCCAGGCCGUAGAGCGCUUACAGGCGAAGCUUCGCGAUCGAGGUGACAUCGCACAUGAGGAAAAACUGAGCUUAUUAAAAUCGGUGCUGCAGAGUCCUCUUUUCAACCAAAUUCUCAACCUUCAGACUUCUGUUCAACAGCUGAGAGAUCAGGUAAAUAUCCCUCCUUCCAUACAUUCCACUGGUGAGUUCCCCCAGCUUCUCCACCAUGGUGUGAAUGUGGGGUCCUUACCACAUAAUGAGUCAUAUUUGUUGGCUCAGCAGAAUGGCAGCCCAGCUAAUGUGCUAGAAGCAUCGAUGAGAUCCAUCACUCCUCAGAUUAAUGGGAAAUCUUCUAGUGAUGACUUUGAGCAGCUGAUCAGAACUAUGUCCCAGGGUCGUCUUGUUGAGACAAUUGAGCUAACUAAACCUCUAAGUGGUGGUCUUGGCUUCAGUGUUGUGGGACUCAAGAGUGAAAACAGGGGAGAACUGGGAAUAUUUGUGCAAGAAAUUCAAGAGGGAAGUGUGGCACAUCGAGAUGGAAAGCUGAAGGAAGCAGAUCAAAUCCUUGCUAUUAAUGGACAAGCCCUUGAUCAGACAAUUACACAUCAACAGGCUAUCAGCAUCCUACAGAAAGCAAAAGAUAACGUCCAGCUAGUCGUGGCCAGAGGCAGUUUCCCUCAGCUCAUAAGUCCUGUAGUUUCCCGGUCUCCUUCUGCUGCUAGCACAGUUUCAGCCCAUUCCAACCCGGUUCACUGGCAGCACGUGGAGACCAUAGAGUUGGUGAAUGAUGGAUCAGGUUUGGGAUUUGGGAUAGUUGGAGGAAAGUCAACUGGAGUGAUUGUUAAAACCAUCCUCCCAGGAGGGGUAGCUGAUCAGCAUGGGAGACUGUGUAGUGGAGACCACAUCUUGAAAAUUGGUGAUACUGACUUGGCUGGAAUGAGCAGUGAGCAGGUGGCGCAAGUUCUGAGGCAGUGUGGAAAUCGAGUGAAACUGGUAAUUGCGAGAGGUCCUAUUGAGGAGCCACCUCCACCAGCAGUCCCACCAGGUACUCCAGUACCCAUCUCGACACCAGAGAAACAGGCAGAUGCUUCUGUUGAUAGUUGUGAAGAUGGGGAGAAAUUUAAUGUGGAACUCACUAAAAACAUCCAGGGAUUAGGAAUAACUAUUGCUGGUUACAUUGGAGACAAAACAUCAGAACCUUCUGGUAUCUUUGUGAAAAGCAUUACGAAAGGCAGUGCUGUUGAACAUGAUGGCAGAAUACACGUGGGAGAUCAAAUUAUAGUUGUGGAUGGAACAAAUCUUCAGGGUUUUACUAACCAGCAAGCAGUUGAUGUUUUGCGACAUACAGGACAAACAGUUCGGCUCACUUUGAUCAGAAGAGGGCUUAAGCAGGAGAAUCUUAUUCAGCCCCAGGAGGAGUUCAAUGCUGCUGCUGAAAGGGACUUACUGUUACAAACAAUGGAUAGUGGCACAGCCAAAGAUAACAAUGAAACAGAACAGGGAUCUCCAUCAUUGCCAUGCAGUCCCAGUGCAGUAAAUAUUGGAGAGGACAUUAAACAACAAGAAACAGAUUUUCAGCUAACUACUACAGAAGAAGCGGCUACAAAGGCAAAGUGGCAGAGGAUUAUGGGUUCAAAUUAUGAAAUAGUGGUGGCUGUAGUUAGCAAAUUCAGCGAAAGCAGUGGGCUAGGGAUAAGCCUUGAAGCUACAGUGGGGCAUCAUUUUAUCAGAUCUAUCCUACCAGAAGGCCCAGUUGGACGAAGUGGCAAGCUGUUUAGUGGAGAUGAGCUUCUGGAAGUGAAUGAGAUCUCUUUGCUUGGAGAAAACCACAAGGAUGUGGUGAAUAUCUUGAAAGAACUGCCAAUUAAGGUGACAAUGGUAUGCUGUCGUCCAGUGGCUCCCCCUAUCAGUCAUCCAGAAGUACUGGAUGGUCUAAGUCUAUCUGAGGUUCAGCUCACAGAAAAGGCUCAUGUCGAACUUGGUUUCAUUGGCUCCUCAGACACAGAGGGAACAACUCUGGAAAUGGCUGAUGAGUCUCAGAGUAUGGAAGAGGUGCAGAGCUCUUCUUUGGCAAUGUGGGAAACAGAAGUACAGCACAUUGACCUGGAGAAGGGGAGUACGGGUCUUGGAUUUAGCAUACUGGACUACCAGGAUCCUGUUGACCCAGCAAACACCGUAAUUGUAAUUCGCUCAUUAGUUCCUGGUGGUGUGGCUGAGCAAGAUGGCAGACUUCUUCCUGGAGAUCGGCUUAUGUUUGUCAAUGAUAUCAACCUGGAAAAUGGCAGCCUGGAGGAAGCAGUGCAAGCACUGAAAGGAGCCCCAACAGGAACAGUUAAAAUAGGAGUUGCCAAACCACUGCCUCUUUCACCAGAAGAGGGCUAUGUCUCUGCUAAGGAAGAUUGCUUUUUCUACACUGCCCAGUCAUUUGAGGAGGAGGGGCCAGCUGAUGCAGCCCUCUUCCAUGCUGAUCUAGCUCUGGUGGACUCUGGAGAGGCAGAUCUAGCGGAUGAAUCCACCUUUGAAUCUCAGUAUUCUCCGGAGAGUGACACGUUCCAGGCUUCAGUGUUAGCUCUGCAUGGCAGCGCCUGUAGUGAUGAGCUGAACUACACCCUCUCCCUUCCCUCGUCAGCUCCCAAGGCUGUUGGAGAGGAAUUUUUAAAUGCAGCAGCUGAUUACCAUAUAUCCAACAAGAAUCUGUACAACAUGGAUCUGAGUGAAAGAGUGAGAGAGCAAAAAUCUGUAGCAGGCAAAAAUCUGGAAACUGCAGCUGCUUUUACUAAAAAGGAUUUUUUGCCUCUGGAUGUUUCUGUUAUCAACCAAAAUGAAAGUGAGAAUACAGAAGCUUGGGCUGGAUCUCAGACAACAGCAGAAUUUGUACAAAGUACAAGCCUAGCUACUACCAUGCAGCUUGAUGGCACUGGAAAAGAUCAAGUGCUCUCAGUGGAAAAGGGCUGCUCAGUAUCCGUGGAGGGAAGUUCCACAACCCCAAAUUCAGUCAAAAAUAUGUAUGAGAAGACCAUCACUAUUGCAAAAGGCAAUUCAAGUCUAGGGAUGACAGUAAGUUCCAAUAAAGAUGGCUCAGGAAUGAUAGUCCGUAGUGUCAUCCAUGGAGGCUCGAUAAGUCGUGAUGGACGGAUUGGUGUGGGAGACUGCAUCCUGUCCAUUAAUGAAGAGUCAACCACUAACUUAACCAAUGCACAGGCCCGAGCUAUGUUAAGAAGGCAUUCGCUUAUUGGACCAGAUAUCAAAUCUUCUCCAGCACCUGCUGAUGAUCAGGCCCUCUUUUAUGUUAUUACAUAUGUGCCAGCAGAAAAUUUAGAAGAGUACAGAGCCAGUUUGGAUCAACAGACAGAGGAAACUGUGCCUGUUGAACUUUUUCCUUCACAUACAGUCAGCAGGGAAAUCCCAGAGCUUCCAGAACGUGAAGAGGGGGAGGGAGAAGAAAGUGAACUUCAAAAUGCGACUUUCAAUAACUGGAACCAGCCCAGAAAGGUUGAACUUUGGAGAGAGCCUAGCAAGUCACUGGGGAUCAGCAUUGUUGGAGGACGAGGGAUGGGAAGCCGCCUGAGUAAUGGGGAAGUGAUGAGAGGGAUCUUUAUCAAACACAUCUUGGAGGACAGCCCAGCUGGCAAAAAUGGAACGCUGAAAACAGGGGAUCGGAUUGUGGAGGUGGAUGGAAUUGAUCUCAGAGAUGCCAGCCAUGAACAAGCUGUGGAAGCCAUACGGAAGGCAGGCAAUCCUGUAGUCUUUAUGGUACAGAGCAUUAUAAGCAGACCAAGGCCAGAGUCUCUUUAUAGCCCUUCAUCAGCUUCUGCUCCCUGUGGGCAGAAAACUACUAACCCAUUUUAUCAUCAGUCAUCAAAGAACCCUUCCCAGCCUUUCCUGCAGAACAGUCUUUUCUGUAGGUCAGCUGUCUUCAGCAGCACUAACCCGUUUGCUGAUUCUUCUCAGUUCAACACUAACAAGGAGAUAUCGAAUCCAGUUAGGGUUACCUUCCGUUGUUCCCCAACUAACCCUUUUGCUCCCACACCAUUCAAGGCAUUCAGUCAGUCAGAUUCAGAGCCAGAAAAGACUUCAUUUUGUAACUUGCCUCUGCCCCCUCCUCCAGCAUUCUCAGGAAUGAGCUGUGAUGUUACACAGUCAUCUUCGAGCAAAGUCCAAGAAGAUGUGGAGAAAGAGGAUGAGUUCGGUUACAGCUGGAAAAAGAUCAUGCAGCGCUAUGGAAAUCUACCAGGGGAGCUACACAUGAUUGAACUGGAAAAAGGAAGGACAGGUUUGGGACUUAGUCUUGCUGGUAACAAAGACCGAUCCAGGAUGAGUGUCUUCAUAGUGGGAAUUGAUCCAAAUGGAGCAGCUGGCAAAGAUGGCAGGUUACAGAUUGCAGAUGAGUUGCUGGAGAUAAAUGGGCAAAUGCUCUAUGGAAGGACUCACCAGAAUGCUUCAUCAAUAAUUAAAUGUGCACCAUCUAAAGUAAAAAUAAUCUUUAUCAGAAAUAAAGAUGCAGUAAAUCAGAUGGCCGUUUGCCCUACAAAGUCAAUAGAGGCUUGUGCUUCAGGGACUCUUCAAAACCAAGAGAUUGAUCCCUGUGCUGGAAACUCCAGUGUUAGUUCUGACUUCAGUUCGUAUAAAAACAUUCAGUACGUGGAACUCCCUAAGGAUCAAGGAGGUUUGGGAAUUGCCAUUAGUGAAGAAGACACAAUUAAUGGAGUAGUUAUUAAGAGCUUAACAGAUCAUGGUGCAGCAGCAAAGGAUGGAAGAAUCAAAGUUGGGGAUCAGAUCCUGGCAGUGGAUGAUGAAAUUGUUGUGGGCUAUCCAGUAGAAAAGUUUAUCAGUCUCCUGAAGACAUCCAAAACCAUGGUGAGGCUUACAGUCAACUCAGCACAGGCAGGUAGCCUGACUACAACAUCAGUCAGCACUGCCCCAGCAGAGAGGAGGAAUAUCCAACCACCAGCAACUGUCCCCUCGUCCAGCUCACCUGAACCAGAAGCAGUCAAAAGUACAAGCAGAUCUUCAACUCCAGCCACACUAGCUUCUGACCCCGCUACUUGUCCCAUUAUUCCUGGUUGUGAAACAACCAUUGAUAUCUCCAAAGGACGGACUGGUCUUGGUCUGAGCAUUGUUGGAGGAGCAGACACUUUGCUGGGAGCAAUCAUUAUCCAUGAAGUAUAUGAAGAAGGAGCAGCAUCAAAAGAUGGGAGACUGUGGGCUGGAGAUCAGAUAUUGGAGGUGAAUGGGAUUGACCUCAGGAAUGCCACACAUGAUGAAGCAAUAAAUGUCCUCCGGCAGACUCCCCAAAAAGUUCGUCUGACGGUGUACAGAGAUGAGGCCCAGUACAAGGAGGAAGAUAUGUAUGAUGUACUCAUUAUAGAGCUCCAAAAGAAGCCUGGCAAAGGCCUUGGCCUGAGUAUCGUUGGGAAAAGAAAUGAUACGGGGGUGUUUGUGUCAGACAUCGUCAAAGGAGGAAUAGCAGAUACAGAUGGGAGAUUGAUGCAAGGAGAUCAGAUACUGACUGUGAAUGGAGAAGAUGUUCGAAAUGCUAACCAGGAGGCUGUUGCAGCUUUGCUAAAGUGUUCAUUAGGUACAGUGAGACUAGAGGUUGGAAGAAUAAAAGCUGGUCCAUUCCACUCUGAGAGGAGAACGUCCCAGAGCAGCCAGGUCAGUGAAGGAAGUGGCAGUCUCUCGUCCUUCAGCUUUCCAGUUUCUGGUUCAAGUGCACCUGAGGUCUUUGAAAGUGGUCUGAAGAAAAAUACCUCAGCUUCUGAAAUACAGGGAUUAAGAACAGUUGAGAUAAAAAAGGGCCCUGCAGAUUCACUAGGAGUGAGCAUUGCUGGAGGUGUAGGAAGUCCCCUUGGAGAUGUUCCUAUAUUUAUCGCCAUGAUGCAUCCAAAUGGAGUUGCAGCUCAGACUCAGAAACUCAGAGUCGGGGACAGGAUCGUUAGCAUCUGUGGAACAUCUACUGAAGGCAUGACUCACUCCCAAGCUGUUAGCCUCUUAAAAAAUGCUUCAGGCACUAUUGAGUUGCAGGUUGUAGCUGGAGGAGAUGUGAGUGUCAUAACUGGUCAGCAGCAGGAGCCGCCUACGUCCAGUCUUACAUUUGCAGGACUAACUUCCACCAGUAUUUUUCAGGAUGAUUUAGGGCCUCCUCAGUACAAGACCAUUACUCUGGAUAGAGGACCAGACGGUCUAGGCUUUAGUAUUGUGGGAGGAUAUGGCAGUCCUCAUGGAGACCUACCCAUUUAUGUGAAGACAGUAUUUGCAAAGGGUGCAGCUGCAGAAGAUGGACGCCUGAAGAGGGGAGAUCAAAUCAUUGCUGUGAAUGGGCAGAGUUUAGAAGGGGUGACCCAUGAGGAGGCGGUUGCUAUUCUGAAAAGGACGAAAGGAACAGUCACUUUGACUGUAUUGUCAUGAACUAGCUGCUGAAAGGGGUAGGAUUGACAAGACUAUAUUAUUUACAUUCUGCUUAGCAAAGAGAAUGGAAAUGUUUGUACUUGCUCUUAAAAGUACAAAUGUUCUUGCUCUUCCCACUUCACAGGACUGUGUUACGUCACUGAAGAAAAUUAACAUUUAACCAUAUUUUUGUAUGCAAUAGAAGGAUUUCUCCUACUGUCAAACCAUUGGGAUGGAGCUAUGUCACCUAUGGCAAAGACAUGAAUAUUUUUUCCUAGUGAUAUUGUAAUGAAUACUUGUCAGCCACUAAAAAAAUGUUUUCAUUAAUAAUCUCACAACAAAAUUUAAAUGUCUUGCUAAGAGGCUUUGAAUAUUUUAAAUAUGUGCAAACAAUAAAGUCCCUGAAUUAACAAGGGGAUGGCGUGGGCAGAAGUAGUCAGAAAACAGAAAUAGGAUUAUUGGAGAAAGAAAGUAUUAACAAAAUACGGAAUUUGGGAAAUGGGAGUAAAAGUGUAUAAUGUGGAGGCACAUAAUUAAUGGACUUACUUGUGUGGCUUUUUUUCCUAUUACUGUACAAUGACCAAGCAGAAGGAGUUGGGAGGGGAUUUUUUGUUGUGUUUAGGUUUGUUUUUUGCUCAUGUUUGAAUUGUUUUGGAUGGUGGAGAUUUGUUCUCAGGCUGAGAAAUUUAUUUGCUAGUGGAGACUCAUCCUGGUGAGUGAGAGUGCCCAGCAACUGCAGAAUUAGAAAGAUUAAACUUUUCAAAACAGUAUUUUUUUUCUAGUCUAUGUGGUUGUGAAAGCAACCUCCCUAGCGUGAAAUGUGUGUAAGCAAAGGUUGUCCUCUUGCAAUAGGCAAGGCUAAAUACUGUCUUAGUGCCGAGGUUUCUGAUUGCUGCUUGAAUCAGAGCCGUGAACAAAACACUCAGGACAUACUUACUUAGCUGAAUAUACAGCCUUGUGGAUAUAGGUUAAUGCAAUGCAGAAGAUGUUAGUGUUACAGUGUUGCUUAUCAUUACAAAAUAAAUAGCAGCAAAGAUAAGGUCCUUCCUAGACUGAGGAGGGCUAUAACCAGGGGUUGAUGGUGGGUAGAGGGCUGAAGAUCAGUUCCAGUGGAGAAGAGGGGACCAGUGAGACAGCAGUGAAAGUCUUUGCAUCAGCAUCAAGCAGUAGAGGACAACUGAGGGUCA
Molecule: messenger RNA, 7871 nt
Organism: Oxyura jamaicensis (ruddy duck)
Lineage: Eukaryota; Metazoa; Chordata; Aves; Anseriformes; Anatidae
Gene: MPDZ
Product: multiple PDZ domain crumbs cell polarity complex component
Exons: 50
Coding region: 286-6705 (2139 amino acids)
Molecular function (GO): protein binding
Source: RefSeq, a predicted model, not a curated record